GGAAUCGUUUCCAAAACACCUACAGUAGCGGAACGUUUUGCUUCCUUUCUUCUCAAGUAGACCGAAAACUCGUCUACUGUUUUGGAUUUAUCAUCACCACAAAUCAGUGCCGAUUACCGUGACUGUUUGCUUUUUGAUAAGUAGUAAAAGUCGGGUCACUUGCCUGCAGCGAUACAGUGCAGUGUGCAGUUGGAAUCAUCACUACCGGGGGGGUUUUGUAGACGUACGGUGUUGCGUGCGUGUGUUUGUUAGUGGCUCGCGGCACUGCAAACGGCCGACAAUGUUUUGCAAUGUCCCUCGCCGUGGCUGAUACGACAAACACGACGACGACGACGACGACAGUAGCUGAAAACCUUGUAUCGCCGACGGCCGAAGAAAGGAGCAACCGGAGUGGGAAACAGCAACCAAUUACGCUGAUUUUGCCAACCAGCGGAAAGCUAUUUUUCGAGAAGAAGCAAGAAUUUCAACUGUGCAAGCCCCAGCUGCUGCCGCUGAAAUCGUUCAGCCUGGAGAAGCUGGAAAGAAUGCACCAGGAAGCGCAGCGACAGUUGCAAGAAACACGCGCCCGAACCGCUGCCUCCAAGAGCGCCAACGUCUUCUAA
Molecule: messenger RNA, 602 nt
Organism: Anopheles merus
Lineage: Eukaryota; Metazoa; Arthropoda; Insecta; Diptera; Culicidae
Gene: BBIP1
Exons: 2
Coding region: 291-602 (103 amino acids)
Biological process (GO): cilium assembly; receptor localization to non-motile cilium
Cellular component (GO): BBSome
Source: RefSeq, a predicted model, not a curated record